UUCUCUCUUACCAAAGAAAAACAUGAGGCCCAAAGGCCUAACAGGCUAACAGCCCAAUUUCAAACAACACUCAAGACUGAACCUGUAAACUUCAGAAUUCAGAUCCUGUUUUUCUCUCUCCUCCAUUUUUUCCCAGGUUGAUCAUAGAUCAGUAGAUCACAUUCUUAAAUUGGAAAAAUCAAUUUCAUUUUUUAAAAAAAAUAAAAUAAAAAACCCACUGAAAAACCUCCAUUAACAUCAAUUAAGAAAUACCCAACAAAAUCAACUAACUAACUGUGUCACUACAAUCAAAAUCAUCCCCAAAAAAGUUGCAAAAUUCUCAAAUUUAGUCGGGCGGGUUGUGGUAAUCGGGUCAGGUGGGUAGGAUGUCGGAUCUGAGUAUGGAGUUGCAGGAAUCUGGGUGGGAAGAGCUCCGAAAAGAAGCCCGGAAGAUUGAAGGUGAUCUUGAUGUUAAGCUUUCUUCUUAUGCUAAGCUUGGUGCUCGUUUUACCCAAGGUUAUGCGGAUACUGGAUCACCAACAGUGAGCUCCAGCAGGUCAUGGAAGUCUAUGGAAAUGGAAAUCCAGUCUUUACUUGAAAAGCUAGUUGACAUAAAUGAUUCAAUGGGCAGAUGUGCUGCAUCAGCUGCUCCCACGACAUCGGUAACUCAAAAACUGGCAAGACACCGAGACAUACUUCAUGAGUUUACCCAGGAGUUCAAGCGUAUCAAAGGAAAUAUAAGUUCAAUGAAGGAACAUGCAGAGCUUCUUAGUUCAGUGAGAGAUGAUAUUAGUGAGUACAAGGCAUCAGGGACUAUGGCUCCUAAUGCGCAGUUGCUGCGAGAAAGAGGUGCAAUUCAUGGAAGUAUAUCUCAUAUAGAUGAGGUAAUAAAUCAAGCUCAGGCAACAAGGUCAGUUUUAGGUUCUCAGAGGGCAUUGUUUGGCGAUGUUAGAGGAAAAGUGAAGGUUUUAAGCGAGAAAUUUCCUGUCAUUCGUGGUGUACUUGGCUCAAUCAGAAGGAAGCGCUCCAGAGAUACACUCAUUCUCUCUGCAGUCAUUGCCGCUUGUACUUUGUUCCUUAUUAUCUAUUGGCUCUCAAAAUGACAGUAAACAUUUCUGGAAAUAGGAAGGAAAAAAAUACAUGUGUUAUUGUUAAUUGUCAUCUGCAGAAUUUUUUGUGUUUUUGCUUCUGUGACUUGCUGGUAAUAUAUAGGUCAAAUGAACUCUUACAGUUGAAAUAUCUAAGAGAUCAAGAAGAGGAUUUUCCCUUGCUUUC
Chenopodium quinoa (quinoa) is the source of this 1254-nucleotide messenger RNA. RefSeq names its product Golgi SNAP receptor complex member 1-2. The coding region runs from base 366 to 1082 and encodes 238 amino acids. NCBI's taxonomy places the organism in Eukaryota, Viridiplantae, Streptophyta, Magnoliopsida, Caryophyllales, Amaranthaceae. Gene Ontology annotation, molecular function: SNAP receptor activity. Gene Ontology annotation, cellular component: SNARE complex; Golgi membrane; cis-Golgi network. The transcript is spliced from 6 exons. Gene Ontology annotation, biological process: endoplasmic reticulum to Golgi vesicle-mediated transport; vesicle fusion. The record is from RefSeq and is a predicted model, not a curated record.